Tachyglossus aculeatus (Australian echidna) is the source of this 3040-nucleotide messenger RNA. RefSeq names its product 5'-nucleotidase, cytosolic II (gene NT5C2). Gene Ontology annotation, biological process: adenosine metabolic process; IMP metabolic process. NCBI's taxonomy places the organism in Eukaryota, Metazoa, Chordata, Mammalia, Monotremata, Tachyglossidae. Bases 47 to 1756 code for a protein of 569 amino acids. Gene Ontology annotation, molecular function: 5'-nucleotidase activity. The transcript is spliced from 18 exons. The record is from RefSeq and is a predicted model, not a curated record.
GGGAGCGGAGGGAGCGAAUUUGAGGGUGCAUUAGCAAAACCUAAGGAUGACGACUUCUUGGAGUGAUCGGUUACAGAAUGCAGCCGAUAUGCCUGCUAAUAUGGACAGACAUGCCCUGAAAAAGUAUCGUCGGGAAGCCUAUCACCGGCCUUGUUCCUUAUCUUCCUCUAGGGUGUUUGUGAAUCGGAGUUUAGCCAUGGAGAAGAUAAAAUGCUUUGGUUUUGAUAUGGAUUACACUCUUGCUGUGUAUAAAUCCCCCGAAUAUGAAUCUCUUGGCUUCGACCUGACCGUUGAAAGAUUGGUUUCUAUCGGCUAUCCUCAGGAGCUGCUCAGUUUUGUCUAUGAUCCUGCUUUCCCUACCAGGGGGCUGGUGUUUGACACACUGUAUGGAAACCUGUUGAAAGUCGACGCAUAUGGAAACCUGUUGGUCUGUGCACACGGAUUUAACUUCAUACGAGGGCCAGAAACCCGGGAGCAGUACCCAAACAAAUUUAUUCAGCGAGAUGACACCGAUCGUUUUUACAUUCUAAACACCCUGUUCAACCUACCAGAGACCUACCUCUUGGCCUGCCUGGUAGACUUUUUUACUCACUGUGACAGGUACACCAGCUGUGACACCGGCUUCAAAGAUGGUGACCUCUUUAUGUCCUUCCGGAGUAUGUUCCAGGACGUGCGAGAUGCUGUUGAUUGGGUUCACUACAAGGGAUCCCUCAAGGAAAAGACAGUUGAGAAUCUGGAGAAAUACGUGGUGAAAGACGGAAAGCUGCCCUUGCUGCUGAGCCGAAUGAAGGAAGUCGGAAAGGUGUUUCUCGCCACAAACAGUGACUACAAAUACACUGAUAAAAUUAUGACUUAUUUGUUCGAUUUCCCACACGGCCCCAAGCCGGGGAGCCUGCAUCGCCCGUGGCAGUCCUAUUUCGACUUGAUCCUAGUGGACGCAAGGAAACCACUCUUCUUUGGGGAAGGCACGGUACUGCGACAGGUAGACACUAAAACAGGAAAAUUAAAAAUUGGCACCUAUACAGGCCCCCUGCAGCAUGGCAUAGUCUACUCGGGAGGUUCAUCCGAUACCAUCUGUGACCUUCUGGGUGCCAAAGGCAAGGAUAUAUUGUAUAUCGGAGACCACAUUUUCGGCGAUAUCUUAAAAUCUAAGAAAAGGCAGGGCUGGAGAACCUUCCUGGUGAUCCCUGAACUUGCCCAGGAGCUGCAUGUCUGGACUGACAAAAGCUCCCUUUUUGAAGAGCUCCAGAGCCUGGACAUCUUCUUGGCAGAACUGUACAAGCAUUUGGACAGCAGCAGCAACGAACGGCCCGACAUCAGUUCCAUCCAGAGGCGCAUUAAGAAAGUGACGCACGACAUGGACAUGUGCUACGGGAUGAUGGGAAGCCUGUUCCGUAGCGGGUCCCGCCAGACGCUUUUUGCCAGUCAGGUGAUGCGCUACGCAGACCUCUACGCGGCCUCGUUCAUCAACCUCCUCUACUACCCCUUCAGCUACCUCUUCAGGGCUGCCCACGUCCUGAUGCCUCACGAGUCAACAGUGGAGCACACGCACGUCGACAUCAAUGAGAUGGAAUCGCCCCUGGCCACCCGCAACCGCUCGUCGGUGGAUUUUAAGGACACCGACUAUAAACGGCACCAGUUGACCCGCUCUAUCAGUGAGAUUAAACCUCCCAACCUCUUCGCCCUGGCGCCCCAGGAAAUCACACACUGCCACGAUGAAGAUGAUGACGAGGAGGAGGAAGAGGAGGAGGAGUAAGGAACAAGCGCUCUGAAGCACAUCUUCCACUUGACCCGAUCUGGCCGUGCGGAGGAGAGAAGGGAGGAUCCCUGUUUGGGGAAGGGGGUGGGGAGGGUGACUCCGGGAGAGGCCCGCUGGCAAAAUUGGGAAAGAUUGUAAUCCAAGAUCCUCCUUUUAGUUGUAUCUAACUGCCUGUUUUGUAGAUGGUUCCCACAUGCAAUGGAGGCUGCAAGGGAAGAAACUGAGGCUGAAGUCAGAGUGAACUAGUGGCAUGCAGGGGGGGGGCCAGCGCUCUGGCCUCCUGUCCUCGGUUUGUACGUUGGGGGCUGCACUGCAGGGGGGCAGAGAAGGAAGGGAGGGAGACUGUCAGAAAAGGCUCUAGCUGACAUUUUGUCCUUCCCCCCAGCACUGUGUUUCGAUAAGGAAAACUUAUUUUUCUAGGAUUCGGUUUGCUCUUACCCUUUCCCUGUCUUAGAUGACAGGUAAGGCCCGCUGCUCUGUCAGAUGGGGAGAGCCGAGGCAUUCGGCUUGAACUUUUAGCCCCAACAGAAAGCUGCGGGGAUCUGCAGGCGCCAUACUGCAAGAGCCCCCUCUGUCUCGCUUUCACACUUGCCAGCAGCGGUUUACUCCGUCUCAAAGGAAACGUGAUUUCCAUUUCUGUGGUCCAGUCCCCGCGGAGUUCCACUAUUCCAAAAGAUGGGGGAGAGGGGCGGAGGAGAGGAACAAACUAUAGCGGUUACAGUUGGGAAGUGGGGAAAGAACUUUGGCCCAAAAAGAAAAUUUGAUCCACACCAAGAAGGAACGACUGGAGUCAACAUCCUUGGCUUUCCAAUGCGUGCUCCCUCCGUCCCUUCCUCUCUCUCUCUCCAAAACACGAGAGCCUAGCUCUGAAAACUGAGCGCUGCAUGCUAGGGACCUGGGUUCCACAGGCCCAAGAUCAUCAAUCGUAUUUAUUGAGCGCUUACUGUGUGCAGAGCACUGUACUAAGCGCUUAAUCAGCGUUCAAGUGUAGGGCACCAUCAGUUAGGCUGAAAAUAUCCAAGUGGUUUUGUAAUCUGAGUAUUUGGCCAGCGGGCAGCCGUGGGGCAUCUUCUACCUGGGGACGUGUCCGAUCCUAACCUGGAGUGGUGUAGCGAAACUUGUCAGUGAUGCCAUUGUGUUAAACAGAGGGUAGACAGUCUUUUCGUUUUACUCUAUUGCAUUUCUUUUUUUUCCAUUUUAGUAUUAUUGAAGCGUCAGCAGGAGAUGGGAAUGGUGGGUUAGCAGCUCUGUAUGUCAAUAAAAUGUAAUCUUUCUAGUAAA